CAAACAAUGCGAUUGGUUGACGAGGACAAGCCCCCAGUACACGAGGUUUAUUAAGGAAACAUAACCAAAUAAAGAAUACCCAGGGGUGUGGGAAUGAGUGGACAGCCCGUCAGGAAUUUGUUGCGUAGCUGUGUCCCGCGGGCAAGUUUUGUUCGCAAGUACAACGGUGUUAGUGGUGUAGCGCCAGGGGUCAAGGACAAAAAUGAGCAUCCUAACGUUCUCAUUACAGGAAGUCUUGGGCAGUUGGGGACUGGACUCGCCAAAGUAAUGAGACAGCGUUAUGGUCGGAACAAUGUAAUAAUGUCCGACAUCCUAAAACCAUCUAAAGAAAUUUUGGAAAGUGGUCCGUAUGUUUUUGCCGAUAUUUUGGACUUUAAGAAGCUACAGGAACUGAUCGUGAACUAUAACAUUGAUUGGAUCAUCCACUUCAGUGCUCUGCUUAGUGCCAUAGGGGAAAACAAUGUCCCACUGGCAAUGCGUGUCAACAUCGAGGGUCUCCAUAACGUGCUCGAGUUAGCCAAACAGUACAGACUUAAAAUAUUUGUACCAAGUACUAUCGGAGCAUUUGGUCCAGACUCGCCACGUGAUCCCACACCUGACCUUUGCAUACAACGUCCUAGAACAAUUUACGGAGUCUCCAAAGUUCAUGCUGAACUGAUGGGCGAGUACUAUUAUCACAAGUUUGGUAUGGACUUCCGGAGUUUACGAUUUCCGGGCAUCAUAUCAGCCGAUACAAAUCCGGGAGGUGGCACCACGGAUUACGCUGUAAAGAUCUUCCAUGACGCCCUAAAGACCGGCCAUUUUAAGUGCUAUCUACGCGAGGACACUAGACUUCCGAUGAUGUUCAUUGACGACUGUCUGCGGUCAGUCGUGGAAUUCAUGGAAACUCCUGACUCAAAGCUAAAAAUGAGGACUUAUAAUGUAACUGCAAUGAGUUUUACACCAGGCGAGAUUGUGGAGGAAGUCCGAAAACACGUGCCGGAACUGAAAGUGACGUAUGAAAUUGACGGCCGACAAGAUAUAGCUGACACCUGGCCUAAACGUUUUGAUGACAGUAACGCGCGCGCUGACUGGGGAUGGAAGCAUACGCUAGAUCUUCCUGGAAUGUGCAAGGCCAUGUUUGAUUUCCUGGCUCCAUCAGAAAAACCAGAACAAAGGAUAAAAAUGUAAACUUUAAUGUUAAUUGUCAAGGACUCUGGACUCGUGUCCUGCUAGAGAAACGAAUCUCAAGAAACGCAAUGGAAUCUCAAUUUUAACUUAACAUGAAAUCUCACUUUUUUGGAAUUGUUUUAUUUGUUUGAUGUGAAUUUUUGCGAGUUUUAAUGUUUAUAUUUUGGGUCUUUUUUGUUACCUGCU
This is a messenger RNA of Saccostrea echinata, 1356 nucleotides long. Its product is annotated as L-threonine 3-dehydrogenase, mitochondrial-like. The record is from RefSeq and is a predicted model, not a curated record. NCBI's taxonomy places the organism in Eukaryota, Metazoa, Mollusca, Bivalvia, Ostreida, Ostreidae. Gene Ontology annotation, molecular function: L-threonine 3-dehydrogenase activity. The coding region runs from base 94 to 1170 and encodes 358 amino acids. The transcript is spliced from 9 exons. Gene Ontology annotation, biological process: L-threonine catabolic process.